Molecule: messenger RNA, 1245 nt
Organism: Brienomyrus brachyistius
Lineage: Eukaryota; Metazoa; Chordata; Actinopteri; Osteoglossiformes; Mormyridae
Product: retinol-binding protein 2-like
Exons: 4
Coding region: 56-463 (135 amino acids)
Biological process (GO): fatty acid transport
Cellular component (GO): cytosol; nucleus
Molecular function (GO): fatty acid binding
Source: RefSeq, a predicted model, not a curated record
ACUCCUCCUCUGUCUCUGUGAACAUCCUGCAUAGGCUUGUCACCUCGGCUUCACCAUGUCCGCAGACCUCAGCGGCCGGUGGGAGAUGAUGAGCAAUGAGAACUUUGAGGACCUCAUGAAAGCUCUCAACAUUGAUUUCAUCACUCGUAAAAUUGCGCUUCACCUGCUUCAGACGAAGCUGAUUAUCCAGAAUGGGGACCAGUUUGUGAUCAAAACACUGAGCACCUUCCGGAAUUAUGAGGUGGCCUUCACCGUGGGGGUUGAGUUUGAGGAGUACACCAAGGGCUUGGACAACAGGCUGCUCAAGACUCUCAUUACCUGGGAAGGGGACAAACUUGUGUGUGUCCAGAAAGGAGAAAAGGCCAAUCGAGGAUGGAAGCACUGGGUCAAAGGAGAUAUGUUAUACAUGGAAAUUACCUGCGAGGACAUAGUCUGUCAUCAGGUGUUCAAGCGGAAAGAAUAAAAGGUCAAGUGUUCUAUUAAAUAUCAAUUUAAUUGAAUUCAAUAAAUCAGUUUUUUCCGAAGGAACUUAAACAGGUUCCAGAUUUCAACAGUUUACUCAAGCAAAGCUGAAGCACUUUAGGUUACACACCCUGUCUGUGGUAGCAGUGACAGGGCCGUACUUGACACUUGUACCUGAAACCUUUUGAACUUCUCUUCAGAAGUUUAACCAGACUCAUUACUUGACUUAUUUUAGUUUGAUCCUCUAUUUUGUAUCCAAAAUCCAAAGACUGACAUACGUUACAUUCUGUUCCUAACAGCUAAUAAAUGUCACUUAAGGUCAAUAUAAUACAUUUUAAUACAAUGUAUUUUUCAAUCUUCAGUUAUAUACCACAUUAUUAGGCAACUUUUGAUAACGCAUGAACAGAUCUGGCGACUCAUAAAUAUCGUUGUAUAGGCCUACAUUACAUACAGCUUGCAUUGUACAGAAUUGCUGUUUAUUGGAAUAAUGGUUUGGUUUCCUUAGAAAGAGCAAUGUAUAUUAAUGUGUGUUUUUGUUGGAUUGUGCAGGGUGGUAUGUGAAGCAAUGUGGUUUAAUUCGGAUUAUAUGUGUGACAGGGAUAGUAUAAGAAGGUUGGAUCAGGAAUGCAUGUGACUGGUUAUCACAGUCAUUCACAAAUACUGUAAACUGCCCUUUGCCCUUUGAUCGGUCUUGAUUAGGAGUAACGAGUGGGUUUAAACAGAUUGCCACAGACCCCUCUAAAAAAAUCAAUGAAAAGGAAUAAAUAAAUCUGAUCGCCCAUA